Cyprinodon variegatus (sheepshead minnow) is the source of this 4212-nucleotide messenger RNA. It is a transcript of the gene apba2b, whose product is annotated as amyloid beta A4 precursor protein-binding family A member 2-like. The coding region runs from base 149 to 2983 and encodes 944 amino acids. The transcript is spliced from 14 exons. Gene Ontology annotation, cellular component: cytoplasm; dendritic spine; plasma membrane. Lineage: Eukaryota; Metazoa; Chordata; Actinopteri; Cyprinodontiformes; Cyprinodontidae. The record is from RefSeq and is a predicted model, not a curated record. Gene Ontology annotation, biological process: chemical synaptic transmission. Gene Ontology annotation, molecular function: protein binding; amyloid-beta binding.
AGAGGUUCACGCUGUUUGGCAGCUAGAGGGGGGAUGGGAGGAGCAAGGAGAAGCACGAGUGAGGAAAAGCAGGGCUGCUGUUCUUACACCAAAUCCCAGACCUAUUGUGUAUCACAUGCCAGCUCCAGGUUCACACCAUUAACAAUGCAUGGCUUGUAGGCCGCCAAUAAUGGCCCAAAGAAAGAGGCCUGGGACCAGUAGUGGAAACACCAUGUCUGGUCCCAGCCCUGCUACCUGUCCCGCCCCUCAUCUUGCAGAGUCAUGUGAUCUUAAAGUUCUACCAGCACGCCAGCGCCCGCUACGCUAUCACAAAGAGUCUCAUAAUCCAAAACCCUUAAGUCAUUCUUGCAACACCAAAUAUUCCUCCUCCAAGCCUCAAGAUGUGAGCCAUGUUCAUCCCGAAGAUGAUGAAGAUGUGGAUAUUGACAUGAAGCAGUAUAGCCACCCAGAAGUUGACUCACAGGUUGAGAAUGAACGUCCAACGACACCAUCCACGCCUGAAGAUGAACCUCAGGAGAGUGAGGACCACUUUGUCCAUGAUCCGGCAGACUUUCAUGGUGAGGCUGACAGUCUGGAUGAUGACUCAAGCUCUGACUACAUUAACAACACUUCAGAGGAUGAGGAAGACUAUGAUGAUGGAUUAGCAGAGGAAGACGGGGGAGUGACUUACUACAUUCGCUACUGCCCUGAGGAUGAUAGUUACCUGGAGGGAAUGGACUGCAACAACCAGGGAAACUGUAACCACAGCCACAAACAGGGAGACUGCUCCGGAAACAUUGAACAACAUAGAACCCAUGCUGGUGAAUGCCAGGAGGUAGAAGAAGGAUGGGUAGAAGAGGGAGAAGAGGAAGAGGCGGAAGGAGUAUUGAGAGAGGAGGAAUGGGUUGAAGAUGAUGAAGGAGAAGAGCCAAUAAGAGAGGAGUGGCAAGAAGAUGAGGAUGAAGUGGUGGAGGAAUGGAGAGAGGGAAACGAGGAGGUACAAGAGGAAUGGAUAGAAGAGGAUCAUGUGAGCCAGGAGCAGUGGGAAGAACAAGAAAGGCACAGGGUUGAAGAGUGGGGUCAGGGGGAGGGGGAGGUCCGUUGUGAGGUGGUGGAACAAGAUCCUGAUGAACAGAUUUACAAUGGAAGACCAGAACCCAUAUUGGACCAUCACCACCAGCCUGCAAUGCAAGACACCAUCCACACUCAGGUGCAUGACAGAGAGGAAGACAGAGAGGAAGAGAGUGAAGAGGGCUGUCCCAAUGAAGAUGAAGAUGAGGAAGGUGCUGAGAAGGAGAGAGCUUACACUGGUGACUGUUAUCCCUCUGAAGACAAUGGGAACUCAGUGCAGGUCUCCCCAUACCGCAGUCGUAAGGUGCUGGUGGUGGAGGGAGAGACAGGAGAGGAGGCAGAGGAGGACAUUGACCAAAUUGUUGCUGAGAUUAAGAUGAGUAUGAGCAUGGGGAGUCUAAGCAGUGGCACUGAUCAAAGCCCAGAGGAGUUGGCCCAGGAUCCUGUACCAAGUGACUAUCCUCACCGUAAGCCCGAGGCAACGUCCUAUCCACCAGUUCAUCACCGUCAUGACAGCAGGCCCAAGUCCCUAAACAUCCCCUCCAUGCAUCACAGCAACCCUGACCUCCAGAGAGGCACCAAGGCUCAUCCAUGCUCUCCUGAAGACAGACAGAGAUGGGCUCAAGAGCAGGUUGGCAAUGGUCCAGAUCAUUCUAGAAAACAGCAGCGCUCCGACCUUAAUGUUCCCCUGGAGAACAACAAUGUACCAGAGCCAACAAAGAAAGUUGCCUCCUUCCCAAGCUUUGUUGAUGUUCCUGGACCCUGCGAACCAGAGGACCUGAUUGAUGGCAUUAUCUUUGCUGCUAACUACCUUGGCUCCACCCAGCUACUGUCUGAGAGGAACCCCUCCAAGAACAUCCGCAUGAUGCAGGCACAAGAAGCUGUCAGCAGGGUCAAGAGGGUUCAGAAGGCUGCCAAAAUCAAGAAAAAGGCGAAUGCCGAGGGAGACGGCCAGACACUGACUGAGGUCGAUCUGUUUAUUUCUACCCAGAGGAUCAAAGUCCUCAAUGCAGACACACAAGAAACGAUGAUGGACAAUGCACUGCGCACCAUCUCUUACAUUGCUGACAUAGGGAACAUUGUGGUGCUGAUGGCGAGGCGGCGGAUGCCUCGAACGGCUUCACAGGACUGUAUUGAGACUACACCUGGAGCGCCUGAGGCAAAGAAGCAGUACAAGAUGAUAUGUCAUGUCUUUGAAUCUGAGGAUGCCCAGCUUAUUGCUCAGUCCAUCGGUCAGGCAUUCAGUGUGGCCUACCAGGAGUUCCUCAGAGCCAACGGCAUCAACCCCGAGGACCUCAGUCAGAAGGAGUACAGUGAUAUCAUCAACACACAGGAAAUGUACAAUGAUGACCUCAUUCACUUCUCCAACUCUGAAAACUGCAAGGAGCUGGUGCUGGAGAAAAGCAAAGGGGAGAUCCUGGGUGUGGUGAUCGUGGAGUCGGGCUGGGGCUCCAUCCUGCCAACAGUUAUCUUAGCCAACAUGAUGAAUGGUGCACCAGCAGCUCGAUCUGGCAAGCUCAGCAUUGGAGACCAGAUUAUGUCCAUUAACAACACCAGCCUCGUGGGGUUGCCUCUUGCCACCUGUCAGGGAAUCAUUAAGGGCUUAAAGAACCAGGUUCAGGUAAAAAUGAACAUCGUCAGCUGCCCUCCGGUUACCACAGUUCUCAUUAAGAGACCUGAUCUGAAGUAUCAGCUGGGUUUCAGCGUCCAGAAUGGCAUCAUAUGCAGCCUGAUGCGGGGUGGCAUCGCUGAGCGAGGCGGUGUCCGCGUGGGUCACAGGAUUAUAGAGAUCAACGGCCAGAGCGUGGUGGCUACAGCACAUGAGAAGAUUGUUCAGGCGCUCUCCAACUCUGUUGGCGAGAUCCACAUGAAGACCAUGCCAGCGGCCAUGUUCAGGCUUCUAACUGGACAGGAGACGCCCAUGUAUAUAUAAGCAGCUGGGAUUCAUAAGGUGGACAGGAAGGAGGGCAUUUAUCCUGCAGCCCAAAACUACUAGCAGAUUUAGCCACCAGGAGGACGACCAUGCCUCCCCACAGAUUUUUGUUUUGUUUUGACCUUUUUGGGUUGAAGUUAUUUCAUCCUUUUUCACAUGUCUGUGCUAUUUGCAACUGCUAUUUGAUGUAAGAUGUUUCACCCUUCUGACCAGCUGAAGAGGAAGCAUGUGCAUAUGUUUUGACUGUUGUUAAUUUAUUUGUCCUGUCCUUGAUAACUUUUUGGUUCCUUCAGUGAAACAGUGUGGAUAGAGUUAACGCUUGAAUAUGUCCCAGUUUUUUGUUUGUUUUUUUAAUCCAUAUAAUGCAAUAUAACGUCUUAAACUUUUUUUGUAAGCUUUUGCUGUUAAUUUAUUUCUCAUGUAGAUACACACUUUGCUCAUUUUACAAGGGAAGGCAGCUGCUGCUAAAACCACUUCUGCACUGUAAAUAUUCCAGCGAUGAUGGCAGACCACAAUGGUGGCUAAGGCACAAUUAGAUCUGAAAUAUCAUGUUAAGUUUCCAUUGAUGAGGGUGGCAACUUAUGUGUUUGAAUAAGCCAAGCUAAUGUACUGUAUGUGUGAAUCAAAGCAAUGCCCACAGCAGGGGUUUAUGGGAGAAACGCCAUAUCCUGUUUAAUUUCAAGGCAAUAUACAAAUUCAACCUCUUUAAAACAAGUUUUUUUUGUUUGGUUUUUUUUUUACAUUUACAUGUAGUUGAGAAAAGUUGCUUUUUUUAUCAGGUUCAAUGUGCGAAUAAUGUUUUCUUCCUGCUCUUGCCUCUAUUACGCUCAUCUCUGGAGUUCUGACUGAAACUCGCUAACUAAUGACUGGGCUGUGAAUGUAAAUGUGUUGUGUGAGCCGUCUCAUUGCCAUAACGCAGUAUUAGAAUGUCUGUACAUAAAAAUGAAAAUUGUCUAGUGUUGUGUUCAUGUUAAGGAACAAAACACAAAGGUUUAGUCUCUGAUAAACAUCCACCAGACUUCCAUUGGACCCUGGGCUUCUGUGGAACAAAGCGAGAGAAAUGUGAAUCACACACACUGUGAUUGGGGAAAAAAAGUUUCUUACCAUGGAGUUACAGUUUAGCAACAUAGUGUAGUAAAUUUUAUCCGUAUGAACAUUAUCUGUGUGCAUGCCUCGUAAAAAGUAGUUUCUCAUGUUAUUGUGGCAAGACAAUAAAAUUCUGAGCUGAA